AGGCUUCCAGCUGACCUCUUCACUCUUGACCAACCCGUUCACUCUUCAAUUUGCCUUCUACUCCGCACCAACUUCUGCACCAUGGCGCCUCGAGCUUCCGCCGACGUCGUCACCAUCCGUGAACCUGUGGCCAACCCCGGCCUGCACGGACUUCUGCUGACCUGGGACGCCGCUCUCCUCGACCAAUUCAUCAGUGCCGCCAACACCGUCGUCCCAGUCGAGCAGCCGGAUCUGGAGCUGUCGCCGUGGCUGACCGAGCCCCGAGGCAGUCUCACCGCCGAGGGCUUCCUCCAAGGCACCAUGACGUAUCUCUCCGAGUCGGCGGGCGGCUACCAUGGCAACAUCUUGUCGCCACUCACGCCAGCGCAGUCCAACGCUCUCUCGAGGAGAAUGGGCCAAAUGGAAAUGGACCCAUUCAUGCAGGCCUGCGCCAAAAAGCUGCCGUCCGGGUCGUGCCUCGUCACCGGAACGCUCUUCUUCCAGGACCCCGCCACCGAUGGAGUGCCCACAAACCUCCCCAGUCCCCCCUCACCUCACCGACAGAUCUUCGUGUAA
Messenger RNA from Phytophthora sojae, 555 nucleotides. RefSeq lists its product as hypothetical. The record is from RefSeq and is a predicted model, not a curated record. Lineage: Eukaryota; Oomycota; Peronosporomycetes; Peronosporales; Peronosporaceae. Bases 82 to 555 code for a protein of 157 amino acids. The transcript has a single exon.